Rhodofomes roseus is the source of this 4004-nucleotide messenger RNA. Its product is annotated as dynein heavy chain, N-terminal region 1-domain-containing protein. Gene Ontology annotation, molecular function: dynein intermediate chain binding; dynein light intermediate chain binding; minus-end-directed microtubule motor activity. Gene Ontology annotation, biological process: establishment of spindle localization; minus-end-directed vesicle transport along microtubule; mitotic cell cycle. Gene Ontology annotation, cellular component: cytoplasmic dynein complex; cell cortex; cytoplasmic microtubule. The transcript is spliced from 14 exons. Lineage: Eukaryota; Fungi; Basidiomycota; Agaricomycetes; Polyporales; Fomitopsidaceae. The record is from RefSeq and is a predicted model, not a curated record. Bases 282 to 3836 code for a protein of 1184 amino acids.
UGUGUUCGCGCUACGCGUCGACCAACCUGCCUCUUUCUGCAGCGAGCUGCUCUCCGCCAGCACCCUCCCCCGCCCUCUUCACCCACCCGAAGACCUCUACACGCGCGUGCCAUCCUCUCAGCGCGUGGCUCUCACACUAACCCCAGCACUAUUUCUCGAGUUACCGCAAGCCGCUGCCUCGCGUGCUAUCGUGGUCCAGUCGCUCGUCUUCCAGGUCCCGGCCAUCAUCUGCACUCGGCUCAUCCAACGAGUCCCUUGCACCCAAGGAACCGCCACAGCCGAUGGCCGCAAUCGAGUCUCCAAUACCGCCCUAUUCGACGCCCAACGGCGUCGCGCACGUCAAUGGGAACGGGAAUGGGAAUGGGAACCUUCAUGAUGGCUUGUCAGACGGUCCUGCACCUGCAUCCACGACGUUUGACCCCACUAUCUUCCGGUCGUACCUACUCGCCCUGUUACCGCCAAUGAUCGGCGCAUCCCCAGAAGAACUCGAGUCGCUCUUCGAUGACGAGUUCGACGAGCGCAUCCACCGGUUUGUAGGCGAGGGAGGCGGUGUGAUAUACGUCGUGAAGAAGAAGGACGAUGCUGAAGAGGAUGCCCCGCCAACAUAUACAUACAAGCUAACGGCGCAGAUGACUUACGACUCCACCCAUGUUAUGACUAUUGCUAUCAUGAAGCGGGGGCCCAUACUCGACCCAACAACGCCUCUCGCAACUCAGCUACACAUUCUCAACCUCUUCGGUGGGGAAGACACGCCGUACGAGAGCUUGCACUCCGUCGUCAGCUAUGCGGUCAAGCCUUGGUUCGAGGCCUUUGUUGGUGCUCGACAUGGAGGGAAAGACGGCGGUGACUCCAAGAUGGGUAUCCCGAUGACCAAGAAGAAGUUCGCGGAACUGGAAUUGUCUCUGCUGCAUCUACAGCAGAACGUCGAGAUACCAGAAACGCACCUUGUCAUCCAUCCCAUCAUCCAGAGGACCGUCGAGCAGGCCCGAGCGGAGGGUCGGCGACCGAGCAUUUCUGACAUUCCGUCAAAGCUUCUGAAUGACAGCACGUUCCUCAACACGCUUCACUCGCACGUGAACCAAUGGAUCAAGUCUAUCCAGACUGUGACGAAGCUGUCGCGAGACGUCUCGUCCGGUACGGCCUCCCAGGAAAUCAACUUCUGGCUUAGUCUGGAGCGAGCUCUCGAGGGUAUUGAGAACCAACUGCGCAGCGAGGAGGUUAGCAUAGUGAUGGAAUGUUUGCGCAACGCCAAGCGGUUCCACGCAACGGUCAGUUUCAUGACGGAUACAGGAUUGAAGGAUGCAACGGACACUGUCCACAAGUACAAUCAGCUCAUGAAAGAUUUCCCGCUGAACGAGCUGUUGUCUGCCACUGACCUCGACAAGAUCAACGAGGCUCUCGUCUUGAUCUUCGGCCACAUCAACCGCAAGCUGAAGCUGUCCCCCUAUCCUAUUCGCCGUGCACUCCCUCUAGUCGAAGCGAUCUCUCGUGAUUUCAACGACCAGCUCCUCCGAGUCCUCACCUCCCACCGUCUGCUCUACACUCCCUACGAGACGUUCGAGCGUCUGCUCGCGCAGACCAUGGAGAUCUUCCGGACAUGGGACGACAACAUCAAGGAGUUCACCAACGUCGCCCGUGAAGUCACCCGGAAGCGUAUGGAGAGGUUCAUCCCGAUCAAGGUCGUCCCUGCGCAUGCGAAGCUGCAGGACCGCUGCCGGUACCUCAGGGAUUGGCGCAAGCAGCACGAGCAGCUAGCCGUCAUGACGGGCCCCACGAAGGGUCUAGGAGGGGUCGGUAUGGAGAUUGGUGGUGUGGACAUGGAGGCGGAGGUCAAGGAUGCGUACGAGGUCAUGAAGCGGAUUGACGUCCUCGACGUUUCUGUCGAGGGAAGCGAGAUCUGGGUAGCAGCAGAGAACGCAUACAACGAGCGCGUUGCGCGCGUCGAGAACCAAAUCAUUGCGCGUCUGCGCGAUCGCUUGGGGACCGCGCGGAAUGCCAACGAGAUGUUUCGUGUCUUCUCCAAGUUCAACGCCUUGUUCGUGCGGCCAAAGAUUCGUGGUGCCAUUCAAGAGUACCAGACGCAGCUGAUCGACUCCGUGAAGGAGGAUAUCAAGCGGUUGCACGACAAGUUCAAGACGCAAUAUCGGUUCUCAGAAGCCUACCAUAUGUCGCAGAUGCGCGACCUGCCGCCUAUAUCCGGUGCCAUCAUCUGGGCUCGCCAAAUUGAUCGGCAACUGCAGACGUACAUGAAGCGUGUGGAGGACGUCUUGGGCAAGGGCUGGGAGCUCUACGCCGAAGGUCAAAAACUGCAGUCGGAGAGCGCAGCAUUCCGCAAGAAGCUGGACACCAGGCCCGUCUACGAUGCCUGGCUGCACGACAUCAACCGACGGGACAUGGGGGUCAACGGCCGGUUGUUCGAGAUCGUGCGGUUACGUGGAGGCGGGUUCCAGCUUGCGGUGAACUUCGACCCGCAGAUCAUCACGCUCUUCAAGGAAGUGAGGAAUCUGCUUUGGCAGAACUUCCAGGUGCCUCAUGCGAUCACGAACAUGGCCAAGGAUGCGAAACGCGUGUACCCUCAUGCCGUCAGUCUCAUGGAAACGGUUCGGACGUAUGGACAGACUUUGGACCUCGUCGAGAACAACAAGGGCAUUGAGUGGCUCGUUGCUGAGUACCGGAAUGAAGCCCAGCGCAUGGUCACACGAGGCAUGAACAUCCGCUGGGACCACUUUGUCAACCAAUAUGACACUGCACGGUACGUCUCGAGUCGGGAGGCUCAAGACAAUCGACAUCUUCAGUUUGUCCGAGAGUUUGCUAGUGUCGUGUCAGUCUUGCAGGACAAGACCAACAACGUCAUUGAUCUGUACAGAGACAUCACGCGAGCCGUGGAAGAGCUCUCGACCUGCCCCUACACGACUGAAGCGUUUACUGAGCUCCUUGGCAAGAUUCAAGCAGCGAUCGAUCGACUCAACCUCGAGGGAUACGCAAACCUGGAACAGUGGGUGGCUGAGCUAGACCAACGCAUUGAAGGCAUUCUACUGCAACGCCUGGUCCAGACCAUCCAACUCUGGUGCACAGAAUUCGAUCGGAACGAAGAGACCGAGCGCCGUGAACCGCUGGUAUUGAGGGACAUCACGAACAAGCGUCGUGGGGACAAACGCGUGAAAGAAGAGAAGCCUGUCGAGGGAACGUUGACCCUGAAGCCGAUCGUGCACGAAAUCCGGAUUCAAAAUCAGGUCAUCUUCCUGGAUCCGCCUAUCGAACAUGCACGGCAGAAUUGGAUCCGGCAAUUGCAUGACUGGCUGGGCGUCGUGUGUCGUCUGCGGAGAAUUCUAAGCUCUCGCUAUGAGAUCGGUCUGCAGAUGCAGGGUCAUACAACAACCGAAUCGACAUAUACAUCGCUGUUGACGCACUUCACCGAUGCAACUCUGGACAGACCAUUCAUGCUCAUUGAGCAGAAGAUUCAGCAACUGAAGGAAUACGUCGCCAAAUGGCUACAGUUCCAAUCGCUUUGGGACCUCGAAACCGAAUACGUAUUUUCGCGACUCGGGGACUCGCUCGCGAAUUGGCAACAACUGCUAACGGAGAUCAAGAAGGCACGAUCGACAUUCGACACGUCGGACACGCAGAAGUCGUUUGGCGUAUGCGUCAUCGACUACGAGCAGGUGCAGGCACGGGUGAACGCCAAGUACGACGCAUGGCAGCGGGACAUCCUCAGUAGGUUCGGUGUCAAGUUGGGCAAUGCGAUGAAGGAGAUGCACGCGACGAUUUUGAAGGCGCGGAACGACCUCGAGCACCAGUCGAUAGAAGGCUUGGUGGGGGUCCCGCGGCGAUUCUAGGAUGUGACUUUUGUGAUUGUAUAGGUACUGCCCCUGCGUCAUUCCUUUGCUUUUUAUUCCUUUCUCCCCCCUGGUCGCCCAGCAUCCAUCCGCAUAUGCAUGUCACUCAUACACUACUGUUAGAUACCACCAGCUGUUUCCUAGCUUACGCACACCAUGACUGUAUAA